Molecule: messenger RNA, 882 nt
Organism: Drosophila subobscura
Lineage: Eukaryota; Metazoa; Arthropoda; Insecta; Diptera; Drosophilidae
Exons: 2
Coding region: 28-804 (258 amino acids)
Source: RefSeq, a predicted model, not a curated record
AGUAGUCCUCCUGCUACCGUGAAAAAUAUGUCUGCCGCUCGUUCCGUCUCCCCGCUGCUGAUGCUGCUGCUGGUGUGCGCUGCUGCUGUGCUUUUGGCUCCUGCCGCGGAGGCCAUCAGCCGGCCACUGCCACCGUAUGUGGGUCUGCCCACGCAGGAUGGCCUCACGCAUUUGUUCCUCAACUCUCGGGUGACACGUCGCGAUCCCAUGGCCUCGGUGGCCUGCUUUGGCGGCUACAUUGGCGAGUCCAAUCAAAUCGCCGAGAUCUACAGCUUCAACUACAGCACCUGUGCCAACGAGGCGCAAAACUCACGCAAGGGCAUCGACAGCGACUUUAUACCCACUCGCAGGACCAUCGAACGGUCGUCGGGGAGAGUGUGCGAGGAUCUGAGGAAGUGCAACAGCAUCAAUGGCACCCUGGACUCCUUCAACUGUCACGCCACUGUGGGCUCCAACAACACCGUGGCCACGUACAGCAUCUCGGGCAACGCCUCAGAGUCUGCCAGUCUGCUGCAGGAGCGUUAUCGUGUGGUGGAGCUCUCCCACGAGCAGUGCAUCCACAAGGCCGAGCGACGCUAUGUGGAGGCCACGGCCACCAACUACAACUAUCUGCAGGCCUGUCUGGAUGGCCGUGUGCAGCCCAAGCCCAUGCCCGUGCCCACCACCAGCACCUCCACGAGCACCUCUACGACGACCACCACAACUACGACGACUACGGAGGCACCCACCACGGAGCCAGCCACGGAGGGGCCGCCCUUCAAUGUGGAGGAUCAGUUUAAGCAGCUUUUAAACUUGUUAAACUAAUGUUUCGCUCGGGUUUAAGCAGGAUUCGUCGUCGUGCUCAUUAAAGAGUGAAAACAGUUUGCAGGCAAAGGCAAAGGA